Pleurotus ostreatus (oyster mushroom) is the source of this 1926-nucleotide messenger RNA. RefSeq lists its product as uncharacterized. Lineage: Eukaryota; Fungi; Basidiomycota; Agaricomycetes; Agaricales; Pleurotaceae. Bases 1 to 1926 code for a protein of 641 amino acids. The transcript is spliced from 5 exons. The record is from RefSeq and is a predicted model, not a curated record.
AUGGCUCAGGCGGCGACCAUGGGCCCCCCGUUGUCUCCCAGAGAGCCUCGCCGAUCUGGGCGGCGUUCAGCACCCUCAGCAUCUGCCAGUACCUCCAAAUCGCCAGAUUCCGAUUCUGCUCCCCCUCCCCCCCGUGUCAAAGAAGGCCCAAACCACCGCCGCUCGCUGUCGACAAGCACUACCAACGGCAAGGGAAAGCGUCCAAAGACCGAAGACCUCGACGAUGCUCCUGAAGACGGACAGAGUGUCAUAUCCCCAGUCAAUGGCUCAUCUACCCCCCACCCUGCCAGCGGGAAUGGCAGGAACAAACGCAAACCGAAGGAAAAGGACAGACAAGUGAGCGUCACAGAUAGUAUCAGCGAAGCUUCGUCUCGGAAGACCGUCAAGGCGGCUGUGGUGGGCGUCGAAGAUGCCUCCGUUGAGCCUGCCGACGACGAAGAGGACGAACAGGGUGUAACGCGUUGUGUUUGCGGAAAGGACGACCCAGAUGCUGGGGAGUUCAUGGUACAGUGCGAGACGUGCAAAGUCUGGCAGCAUGGCCUUUGUAUGGGCUUCGAAUCCGAAGACCAACUCCACGACGACGAUUACUUCUACUACUGCGAACUAUGUCGACCGGACAUGCACGCUGACUUAUUGAAGAAACGCCUCCGACGUUCCCAGCACCCGGCUUCCAAUGUUCACGUCAGCUACCCUCCUCACUCUAGAACAUCUCGCUCACACUCCCCAUCCCUUUCGCACAAACAACCGAAUAAACGUCGCAAUACGAUGAAUAGUAGGGAUGCCAACUUUGAUGAAAGCAUCAAAGAGAUAAUGGAAGCCUCUGCAGCUGAAGCGGCUGCGUUCGAUUCGAAGAGCGUCACAUCUAAUGGCCAUGUUAAUGGGACUGCGCCUCCAGAAGGAGAAGAAGUUGUCCCCAACAACCGGAAAAAGCGAAAACGCAGUGACGACGACUCUAAUCCCAAGAAACGUACGCGAUCAAUGUCAACCGUGUCGGAUCGACCCAUAGUAUCCACGGUUGAUCACGAAGAGACACCCGCGCCGUCCGUAUCAGCCAAACCACCGAACAACCCUGCACCCCCAGCUCCCAAAAGCGCAACUCGACAAAGACGCGGAGGACCUCGCAAGACGGUUGUUCAUGAGACUCCUGGUGAUGGGGAGGAUGGCACCGCCGCCCCUGCCCCGAAGAGGCAGACUCACAGUCGUGCCAAGGCGAACCCCAAACGACCGCCAGCAUCAUCACAUAUGCCAGGCCACGAUCGACGCAACCCAGGAGGACUUAACGGUACCAGCAAUGGACCUGCGGAAGCACGAGCCUACCGCAAUUCUCAUGCAUAUGUCGUGUCACAACAACCGCUGUUCACCUCGUGGAAUCUCCCCGACUACCUCGCCCACCUCGGACACAUGCUCCCCACAGACACGCCUCAACCGCUCGAAGUAAGGGGAGGUGUGGGUGUCCUAAACAACUCCGUGAACGGGCGAGAAAGUUCAGAGAGGACGCUAGAAAGAGGUGUCAAAGUCAAAUGGCCGAGCAAGCGAAUGAGCGUAGGGGACAUGAACAAGCGUGUGAGAGCUCUCAUGGAUUGGGUUGGCCGAGAACAAGCAAGCGCGCUAGAUCGUGGUAGACGGAGGGAAGCACUGGAGAAAGCACUUAAAGAAGCUCCCGCUAGACAGCUUGCUGACGUCGGCAGCCCGAUGGUCCUUGACCAAGCUACUCCGCGUCAGUCUCCCGCUCAAAACAAAGAAGAGACGUCCAACCCAGGUCCUGCAUCGGGUCCGUCUCGAGCAGAAGAGGCCGCUUCCUCGGAAGCAUCAACGAUGACCAUGAUGGAGUCUCUCAUGGAAGAGCUUAUUGGCUUCCAGGAACGAUUUGGCUCCGGCGUCAAGACUCGCGAGCGAGAACGAAGGACGAUGGCAGCGACUUCAUGA